Molecule: messenger RNA, 1862 nt
Organism: Schistosoma mattheei
Lineage: Eukaryota; Metazoa; Platyhelminthes; Trematoda; Strigeidida; Schistosomatidae
Source: the annotation of a GenBank genome assembly
GCUCCAUCUACCGACCAUUUCAAAAUAACAAUUGAGGGACCAUCAUUGCCAGAACUAACACAAACCAAUAAGCCUGCUGUCCUUGCCGAGCCGAAACUGAAACUGUUUGAGCGCUACAUUCUUAAAUUUAAUGACCCUCAAAGUUACCCGCUGUUUUAUCAACAACAACUGGUGUUGGCACGACUAAUUUUUCAUGUCGAACUGAUUUAGGACUAAGAAUAUUGUAUCGCUGACUAAAAACACUCAAAAUCUUGUCUUUCAUAUUUUAAACAUCUUACAAUACUUACAUUCACCGGCCGUAUUGUGUGUGAAAAAUCAUCCCAAACCAUAUACAUGACUGAUAGUUUAAAUUGUAAGCAAAUGGGUGAAGUUUUGGGAGAUAACGGAGAUGACGUAGUCACUCCAUGGGAAGUGUCAACAAAUUCAAGCAGCGGCGUGGAUUAUGAUAAGCUAAUCGUUCGCUUUGGUUGUUCAAGAAUCGACGAUGGUUUGCUUCAAAGGCUAGCAAACGUUUGUCCAAGCCUCUACAUCACCUACUGAAGCGUCAGAUAUUUUUUUCUCAUAGGGAUUUGGAGCAAAUUAUCUUACGGAUCGAACAAAAAAAGCCAUUCUUUUGUAUACCGGAAGAGGUCCAUCAUCAGAGGCCUUACAUCUUGGACACGUUGUUCCAUUCAUAAUAAAUAAGUUGUUGUAAAUUUUACAGUCGCAUUUUCUAGAUGGUUUCAGGACAUUUUUGACGUCCCUCUUGUAAUCCAGUUAACUGAUGAUGAAAAGUUUCUGUGGAAGAACUUGUCUAUCUCAGAAGUUAAUCAUUUAACUCGUGAAAACGCAAAGGAUAUUAUCGCCAUGGGUUUUGAUCCCAAAAAGACAUUUAUUUUCAGCAAUUUUGAGUACAUGGGAACAUGCCCAGAUUUCUAUCGUACCAUCUGUCAAAUACAACGCUUGGUUACAUAUAAUCAGGCUCGUGCGAUUUUCGGUUUCAAUGACAGUGAUUGUAUCGGAAAAAUAUCUUUCCCGGCCAUCCAAGCAGCUCCUUCGUUUGCUCAAUCGUUUCCAACUGUUUUUGAAAAUCUUAAAAAACCAGAGGAUGUCGGUUGUUUAAUUCCGUGUGCUAUUGAUCAAGAUCCAUACUUUAGAAUGACUCGAGACGUUGCUCCGCGCCUUGGACUACCUAAACCUUCUCUUAUAUACUCAAUAUUCUUCCCCGCUUUACAAGGAAAUCAAACAAAAAUGAGUGCAAGCAAUCCAAACACAUCAGUUUUUCUGACAGACACACCGAAGCAAAUUAAAAAUAAAAUCAAUAAAUACGCUUACUCUGGUGGCGGCGACACAAUUACUGAACAUAGAGAACGUGGAGGAAACUGUGAUAUUGAUGUAUCAUACCAGUAUUUGAGAUUUUUCUUGGAAGACGAUCAAAAACUAGAACAAAUACGUCAGGAUUAUUCCAGUGGCAAACUGUUGACAGGUGAAAUGAAAAAGGAGCUUAUCACACUGUUGACUGAGUUUGUUACAGAGCACCAGAGAAGACGAGCAGCGAUUACUGAUGAAGUUCUCAAGAGAUUUAUGACUCCUCACCCACUGCAUCUUCCAUUUAUUUAGAUGUAUUGAUUUUGAAUAACUACAUAUCGACCUAGGCAAUGUUUGUGAAUAAAUUUAUGGAAAAUAUUUUUUUAUGUUGUAUACUCGUUUUAAUGAUACUUAACUUUCGGAAAUUUUACCGGGUUAUCUGUAGUGAAUACAAAAUUGUGUAUGCAUGUAAAUUUUUAGUCUUUUUUAACCUAUCAGUGGUACGUUACGUCUUGUUAUCAUAAUUAUUAGAAGGAAUCUGUGUAACACCUGUCAUUGCUAUUGCAUCUUUGAAC